This is a messenger RNA of Mizuhopecten yessoensis (Yesso scallop), 5844 nucleotides long. RefSeq names its product methionine-R-sulfoxide reductase B2, mitochondrial-like. The record is from RefSeq and is a predicted model, not a curated record. Gene Ontology annotation, biological process: response to oxidative stress; protein repair. NCBI's taxonomy places the organism in Eukaryota, Metazoa, Mollusca, Bivalvia, Pectinida, Pectinidae. Gene Ontology annotation, cellular component: cytoplasm. The transcript has 5 exons. The coding region runs from base 93 to 662 and encodes 189 amino acids. Gene Ontology annotation, molecular function: peptide-methionine (R)-S-oxide reductase activity.
AAUUUUCCGCGGGGAGAUUCCAUGACGUCAUCAGUCGACAGACUGAGAAAUUUUCCUCCGGCCUGCACAAGUGAAACGAUACGGGAUACACAAUGUCUUCUUCGGUCAAAUUGUUGCGCAGUUUAUGCCGUGUAGCAUGCACAUCCAGGGUUUUUGCAAUGAGAGGAACAACUCCUCAUACAACGAAAACGAUUUUACCCCCGCUUCAGCAGGCCGUAAGAUGGGCAUCUCCAUCGGCACAGUUUGAUCCAGACGACCCUCGUACAUUUUCCAAUAAGCACUGGGAGGAACGUCUGACUCCUGAGCAGUACUUGGUGUGCAGAGAAAAACACACAGAACCGCCUUUCACUGGUGCCUAUACAAAUAAGUUUGAGAAGGGAAUGUAUGACUGUAUUUGCUGUAGGGCAGAACUGUUCAGCUCAGAAACAAAGUACGACUCAGGUACUGGGUGGCCUUCAUUUACUGCUGCUCACAGUAAAAUCCCCGGAGACGAGUCCAGCUCCAAUAUCCUGAGAAGGUCAGACAACAGUGAUAGCAUGGUCAGAACAGAGAUUAUCUGUAAAAAGUGUGAUUCUCACCUCGGCCACGUGUUCCCAGAUGGGCCAAAGAACACGGAAAGGUUCUGUAUCAACAGCCGGGCCCUGUGGUUCCGAGAGACCUAACCAGACAUCCUUCCAGUCCAGUCGGGUAGCGAGUGAUCAGUACGCCCCUCCUGGUUAAUUUAAUCCCAGAAAGUUUACAGACAGAAAAAAUGGCACAACCCUAAGACUCAAAUGAUGUUCUAUUUAUUUACACAACAGAAUUUCUCAUAAGUUUUAAGAAGUGAGUCCAGUUAAACAGAUAUUGCAAAUUAAUAAAUCAGAAAUGUCCUGGUAAUUCAUUUACUAUAUUUAUCCAGCAAAUACUUACAAAUGCUAUUUCAUUGUCCUGCAAUAAGCCCAACCCUACUUUGAAUGAGAGUUCAUGUGUUGGCCCCAGGGCUUACUGCAGGAUGAGUACAGUAUACAUGUAUGUAUGUUAGUUAAGUCUCAGGAAAAUUACAAAGGAUGUGUUUUAAAGAAGUUUCAUUAGUAUGUUGACUUGAGAAGAAAUUUUACUGUACAGGAUAGAAAUUCAGGGUCAUUAGGUGCUUGUUUUACAGACAAAUGCAAAUACCUGUGUGUACAGGUACAUGUAUUAUAUAGGAAUAGGAACUGUUCAUUUUUGAAAAAAAUAUCUAUGCCUUGAAAUAUUUACCAGACAAUUUUUUUUCAUUGAAUUAUUACAAAUUUGCUAAGUCAUAUAUGUAAGUGCUAAACCAUAUGUGAUACCUCUAGUAUACUUUUCUUUUUGACCAAUUACAUGUAACUUGCAGUUAUAAACAAGUUCGAAAAAAAUAUAUUUGACAUUUUCGGUGUAUGGUAUUAAAUGGUGUAUACCCAUAUACAAUGUAAGCCAAACAAUACAUGUUAAUGGUAUAUCUUGUAUCACAACCUGCACAAUGUAAAAUAUACCAGUAAGUGUUUUCCUGAAACUGUCCCGGAGCAUAAUUACUUGCUGUGUUCUUUUACAAUAAUCAAUUGUCUAAUGGUAGUGCCCUCCAAACCAAGUUUGGUGGUUUAUUGUUUUGACUGUGUUUCUAAUCGUAAUUAAGGACCCCAAACAAAGUUUGGUGGUUUAUUGCUUUCGAUCCAUUUCAUAUUAUUUUUCUUUCUUCUGCCAUGAACAUUUUCUGAGAAGAAAUGUCAAGAGAUAAGUUUGUGGUAACAUAACGAAACUUCCACUGCUAUGGAUAAGCAUGUAUAGAUGUCUAUCCAGCAAAGUUAUAGUUUCAGGAUUGUAAAGAUUAGGGCUGCAACAAUAUAAUAUGUAUUACGAUUCUGUGGUCACGAUACGAUACUGUGGUCUUGAUACAAUACGUAUUACAAUACUGUCGUCACGAUACGAUACGCAUUACAAUACUGUGGUCACGAUAUGAUACGUAUUACGAUACUGUGGUCACGAUAUAUGUAUUACGAUACUGUGGUCACGAUAUAUGAUACGUAUUAUGAUACUGUGGUCACGAAACGAUACAUAUGACGAUACUGUCGUCACGAUAUGAUACUAUCACGAAUCAUAUAGUAACAGUAGAAGCAAAACGGGCAUGACUUUUAAAGUUUCACACAAUUCACGUCUUCCGGCAUUCAGGCAGAGCUUGAACUGUCACUCGCCAUGUUGGAAUCAAUAUGAAUAGACUUAAUUCAGAAACGACAAAAUCCUGAAAAUAUUCUAUAUUCCUAAGUGUAUCAUAACCUCCCAAAAAUUAUUGUGUAUCAUACGUUAUUAAAAAUAACGCGAUAUAUCGUUGCAUCCCUAGUAAAGAUAAUGGCUGUGGCAUUUGAUUGGUUGUGACAGAUGUGCUUAUAAGUCAUCUAUUAGGUCAUUUGUUCCUACUUCAUUGGAACGAUAGGUAAGUUUAUGACCUGGAUCCUAAUUGGUCCAAAUUGAAAUGUCAUCUUCAACAUUUAUUGUGGCAUUGCAAACACUAAUCCAAAUUAACUGGCUAUUUCCUCUUAAAAUUAUAAUUAAAUUUAGAUGGUCAGUUAUUUUGGAUUGUGCAAACUCCAUUGGGACUUCUGAUGAGACAACAUGGCCACUGUGGUCAGGCUUUUGAUUGGACAAAAUUUAGGCGUUAAAAGUUAAGGUAUUUGUAACGGGGGAUUUCUGUAACACCCCUACCUGAGAAAGUCUAUUCAGAUAACAGAAUUGUAAAGAGUAUACAAAUCUGUUCACAUUUUCAAGUAAUUGUCUGCCAUCAUUGGAAGGUUUUUCUUGAACGUUUUAUUUUUGUUUAUUUUAGCGGAGCAAACUUAAAGCGUAUUAUAUAUUGAUUUGUUUUAUUAAUGGUUUGUUUCCAGUUAGUUAUAAUUAUUGUUUAUUAUAUAUGUGUGAAAUAAUUUGUUUUGAAAUCUGUUCUUACAGUAAAUAAUACAAUUUGAUAGGGAAAAAUACAUGUUGCAAUAUUAUUGGGAAAAAUUCUGUUCAAAUGGAUUUGCAUUUUUCUAAUUUUUUUUUCUUUUCUUACACUUGACUUUUAUUUUGAUAAACUUGAGAUCUGAUCUGAAAUGAAUCUUAAAAAAUAGAAUAUUAGCAUUUUUUUCUGAUCUCAAAGUUAUCUAUUAUCAAAUUCACAAACUCGAAAUAACUUGACAAUUAAUAGAACCCAUUGUUCUAAUAUUUUGAGGCUGUGUGUGAAUACAAACAAGAAGUAAGACCUUCGAAAAGGUGCUGACCAUGUUGAUUUUAUCUGCUAUGUUGGUUCAUCAAAAUUAAGGUAGAUAUCAGAUUCGGCAACAACAAGAAAGUUAAGUUAUUUUUGUUGCUAUUUUUGAAAUUAAUUAAUUUUGUUAAAAAAGGGGGUUAGGGCAUUGAAAAAAUGUCUUUGUUUAGCUGUAAAAGCACUUUAUAAAUGUUAAAGAAAUGAACACAAGGACAGAAGUCUUACCUAUAUUUAUUUACAAUUGUGGUAUUUGUUCUGUUGAAUUCUAGUGUGUAUCUUAAUACAUAUAGUCAUGUAUAUCGAUCAGCAGUAUAUGUUAAAUAGAUAUCAAGUUUGUGAUAGCUAUUAUCUAAAGUCACUAAUAAAGUAGGAUAUAAAUGAUGUUUUAAGGUGAUUUUUUUCUGAAAUUAAAUAAAUUUUAAUUUACUUGACAUGCAAUAAAUAUUGGGUAUUUAUAUUGAAUAUAUGUCAUUUUCAAAUUGCUCAGAAAACUGCACAAAGCCAAUUUGGUCAGUCAAUGAGAUGAUGUGUAUGGUACGGUACCAGAACAUGACAACGAACAGAAGCUCGAGUUUUUUGCUCACAAUUUGGAAUGGAUUCUAAUUAAUCAUUCUUCUGUAUCUAUAAAAAUUGACGUUCCUUUGUUAAAUUUACAAAAAAACUCCCUAUUUAAAUAAUGUUUGAAUCACAACAAAUAGAAUUUAGUUGCAAUAUCAACAUUAAAUAAACCCCACACAAGAAUAUGGACUCAAAGAUAGAGCUAAGAUAUGUUUCAUUUAGAUAAAAAUGAAAUGAUUAUAAUUAUAUGCAAAUGUGGUUUCUCGAAAAACAAAAAAGCAUUGUGCAUGGAAGCAAUUUACUGAUGAGAGAUUUGUAUAAUUUUUUUGAUAAAAGAGUAAGAUUAUUUUUAGUCUUUAAGUCGUAAUCUUCACUGACUAGUAGUUUUAAUUAGUCAUUUGAAAAUCUGUAUUUUAAAAUCUCAGGACUUCCUUCUUCAAUUUUUUUCUGCAAAAUUCUAGUCUAGUUUUUAGAAUCUGAUCAAUACUUUCAAAGUUUGAUCCAAAUACUCAAAAUACUUAGGGCUGGAACUUCUGAGACAAGUAUACCACCAAGUUAUUGCUGUCAAAAACUCACUAAACAAACAAAUACAGAGAUACCUGACGGCAGUUGUAGUUAUUUCAGUGCAAAGUAAAUAUUUAGGAAAAUAUUUUUGAAAGAGACCUGCACAUGGUAUUUUCCAGCUUAUUGCUAGUCUGACUCAUCAUUCUGCUUACAAUGAUUAUUAUUCCUGGUGUAAAUAUUUAUAGUUGUAUUGUACAUACAAUAUUUUCAUAGCCCUCUUUUGUACAAUGAAAUCCUGUAAUUGGACCCUCUGGGAAAAGUCUGGUGCAAUAAACUUCCUGAUUAACAGAUCAAGAAUUAAUUCAGAAUUUCCUGAGACAUAAAGAGUCCAGAAUCAAGAAAGGCAACGUUCCAGAUAAAAUCAGCUUCGACACAGCUUCUGCUGUACUUUGAGUGAAGAGUGUAGGGUAUUGGUCACUGGUGCAUUUAAGUCACUUAUAAAGAGAAAACAAUCUCUGUGGUUUAGAACGGAAAAUCUAGAUCUGUAUGUGCUAGGUGGUAUUUAAGGCACUAAUUUAGAUUAGGGAUGAGCUACCAAUAGCAAAUACAUUUAAAAAUUGGCCUGAGAACCAAGUAAUUAAUUUUAUUUGGCCUUACCGCAUACAACAUAUGUUUGGGUUUUAGAAUACAGUCAUAGAGUAAAGUCAAAGGCUAGAGCCAAUUGUGUACAUCAUUGCCAAACUUUACUGGUUGGACCAGGGUUAUUGUUGUGAUCUUUGUCAAAUACUUUCAAGGGGGAUAUAACUCACUUCUAGCAGUUUAGGACAAAACACCAGCAAGAAAAUUAGUAGCUGUGAAAAAUCCUUUUCUUGUUACCUUGAUGUACAUAAAUACUUCUUGGUUUUAUUGAACAUUGACAAUUUCUGUUUGUUGUUGAUAUACUCUAAAACAAAAAGGUUUCAAGCAUGUCUUGAAAUAUGUAUGAUUUUCAUUUAAAACAAUUUAUUCUGUUCUGAAGUCUUUGCGCUCAUACUUAUUCGAAUAUUUUUACAUGUUAUAUGGAAAUAACUGAAAUAUUUUGGAAAAAAAUAAUUACCGGGUGUGUAAUUUCUUUUUAACUUAUCAUCAUUUAUACAAAGAUUAACAGAUGAUUAAAGCCUGGAUUAACGAAUUUUUGAAGGUGUUGCAUCAAAAUAACCCGUACCCAGAUAUACUUUCUGUUAUUUGACAUGUAAUACAAAGGUUAUUUGUCAUCAAGUAGAAAGGGAAGUAACUCUAAAAAGACAAAUAUAAUUUAUUUAUUUAUCUGUUGUUUUAGACUGUUGAAGGAUUGUGUAAAACUUACAGCUACCCGACUUUUAACUUUAGUGGAAUAAAUGUUUAACAUAUUUCGUAUUAUUAUUUUCAGAUGUUAAUGAGAUGAAAAUUCAUGUAGUAUUGUAAUACAUGCUAUUUGACAUCUUUGUUAUAUAUUAUGUAUCAGUUGUAUGUAAUGAAUUUCUCAUGAUUUUUAAUAAAUUGAAAAUAAAGUUAUCCUGAUUUUG